Moneuplotes crassus is the source of this 1573-nucleotide messenger RNA. Lineage: Eukaryota; Ciliophora; Spirotrichea; Euplotida; Euplotidae. The record is from the annotation of a GenBank genome assembly.
CGAGAGGUAUUGAGCUGAAGAAGUUCUUAGAAAAGCAUGCCCAACAAACUCAGAUUCAAGUGAAUAAAACAAAGAGAUCUGGCAAGCGAAGAAUCAAAAUGCUACGCAGACCAGCUACAAAUUUAUGUCUGAAGGAGCCAAACCUCCAAAAUUUGUCAACAAAAAGAAGGUUUUUACUAUAAGCCCCUCACCGGUUUCUGUCAGAUCAAAGACUAAGCUUUCUAAAAACCAUCCGAGAGCACUUGUUGGGAAGGAUCAAGAUACUCAUCAGCCAAGAAUUUAUUCCCCAGUCCCUGUAAGAAUCCAAAACCUAAACUUUACUUCUCGUGAUGUUAAUAAGAAUCCGGGUGAGUUUAGGAUAACUAGGAAGAUGAGAAAUACUCCUCUGGAUAUCCUUCAGAAAAAAAUCAAAUCAUUAUCUCCUAAUUUGCAAAGGUUAGUCCAUCAUGCUCUUAUUCAUACUUCUGAGAAGAAGAGAAAGAUCAGGAGGCCUAAGAAUAAAGCCAAAGCUUAUUCAUCCAACACUUUAGUAUCUGAGGAAGAUAUCCCAACUCAAGAGAACAUGAAAAAUGUAUUUGGGUACAUAGCCGACAAGUUCGAAUUCCUUCAUACUAAGAUCACUGACUUAAAAUCAGCCCCUGGCCUAUGCAAGUCUUCGUACAUCUUGAACCAGAAGUUAGAAGCACUUAGGUCCAGUAAGGAAAAAAUCUGAACUGAAGGCCAAGUUAGCAGAGAGUUCAGCUCUAAGGUUCCCAAAGGUUUCAGCAUUGAUAAUCAUGGAUCCUACGGCCUAAAACUUAUAUCUGGUUAAUACCUGAAUACUAAAGUUUAAGCUGCUUCUUCUCAGCACUAUUAAAAUUCUCCUGCAAAAUUUCUGCUUAAAAUCGUAAAAACCUAAAAUUUGAAAUCCAAAAAGAACAUUUGAAGGUUUGCCGAUUAGAAAUAACUAAGAAUCUGAGACAUCUUUAGAUGCUCCUAGACUGGUUGAACUUCGUUCUAGAUUUAUUCCUGACUUCUUAACAAAUAUUGCCGACUUCUAUUAAGAUUAUUCAGGUUUCCUAAGUCCUGCAGAAAGUUAAUUCCGGAAUGGCUCCUUCCAAUAAUGCUGAAUGAUUUAGACAGACACAUUGUGCAUAACAACUGAGUUUAUUCCUAAGUUCUAUUGCAGCUUAUAUGUGUUAUUAUGCAUAGGAUGCAGUUUAUUAAAAAAUAGAUACUCCAUUGGGCCGUUACGGAAUAAAUAAUAUUCAUACAAGCAGCUAAGGGAUUUCUAAUCUUAAGGCUUGUCUGAUUCAUUGAUAUUCUAGAGAUCUUAGCUAUAACUGCAACAAUGCAAUCAAAUAGAACGAUUAUAGCUCUUGGGUUUCUUCCGAUUAGAGAAUCAAAAAUAAAAUCUCAGUGAUAAAUUUACUUCCCAAUAUGUCUAUUUAUAUCUGAUUAAGGUUUAUAUAGCCCAUGAGUUCAAGCUUUGCUAAUAAAAUUAACAUAAGCAAUCUAAAUGAAAUAUGUUAAACUCCUCUUGCUGAUGUUUGUUUCGAUGGAAGUACUAUCCUGUCCUGAUUUUUAUAUAAUC